Zychaea mexicana is the source of this 1756-nucleotide messenger RNA. Its product is annotated as phosphate transporter. The coding region runs from base 1 to 1641 and encodes 546 amino acids. Lineage: Eukaryota; Fungi; Mucoromycota; Mucoromycetes; Mucorales; Lichtheimiaceae. Gene Ontology annotation, biological process: phosphate ion transmembrane transport. The transcript is spliced from 2 exons. The record is from RefSeq and is a predicted model, not a curated record. Gene Ontology annotation, cellular component: membrane.
AUGAUGGACCCUUAUGAUUUCACGUGGAUCUUUGGCGUUGGUAUGGUCGUCGCCUUCACUGACGCUUACGGUAUCGGUGCUAACGACGUCGCAAACUCGUUCGCCAGUUCCAUCUCGUCCGGUUCUUUGACGCUUGUGCAGGCUGUUAUCAUUGCCUGUUUCACUGAAUUCUUGGGUGCUUUAUUGCUUGGUUCCGGUGUUACCUCCACUAUUAAAAACGGUAUCAUUGAAAUCUCAUUGUUCGAUGAAACUCCCGAGAUGCUUAUGAUGGGCAUGAUGUGUGCCUUAAUUGGCUCUUCUACAUGGGUGUUGACUGCUACUCGAUUCGGCUGGCCCGUUAGUACCACUCACUCGAUCAUUGGCGCCAUCUGUGGCUUUGGUAUUGCUGGUUUCGGUGGCAGUGCUGUCGACUGGACCUGGGAUGGUAUCAUUCAGAUCGUUGUUUCAUGGUUCUUGUCGCCCUGCCUUGCUGGCGCCAUUGCAGCCAUCAUCUAUCUCAUCACCAAGUACACCGUGCUCCGCCAGGUUGACAGUGUCAAGUGGGGUCUUCGUCUUGUACCUGUUUACUUCUUCGUUACCGUGUUUGUUAUUGUCUUGUACGUUUGCUUCAAGGCUCCUGGCGCUGAGGAAGCCGAAUUGCCCAUUAGCCACAUUAUCGGUAUUGCUCUUGGUUGCGGUGGUGCCAUCGGUAUCUACAUGGCUGUCUUUCUCUGCCCAUGGCUCAAGCGCGUUGUCGUCGACCGUGAAGACGUUAAGUGGUACCAUAUUCCUAUUAUUUGGUGGGUCCCCAAGCAACGCUCUAUCGAGGAAGGUCUUCAAGCCGCUCGCGAAGAACUCGAAGAAGCCGCAGCCAAUGAUCAAAUCCCCAAGGCUGAUGACGAAGAAAAGCUCGCCGGCGAUGAUCAUACCUCUAAAAAACUUGCUAUGGAAGAUGCUGAUGCCGAGUCCAAAUCUGCCACCGAACAGGAACCAUCGUCCAAAACUUUCGGCGAACGCCUCCAUCAAAUUAAGGACCGUGUAUUGGCUGUCUUGUUGCACGGUAUUCGCCAGGAUGUUCGCAACCUGAACAACGAUAAGCUCAAGAAAAUGCACGCAGCCGCCGAAGUUUACGAUGAUGAUGUCGAGUUCAUGUUCUCGUACUUGCAGAUCCUUACCGCUAUUGUUGCUUCGUUUGCUCACGGUUCCAACGAUGUCUCGAACGCUGUCGGUCCCUUGGCUACCAUCUACGAUAUCUGGCAACGCGGCACUGUUGGUACAGAAUCGACUGUUCCGAUUUGGGUUCUCGCUUAUGGUGGUGCUGCUAUCGACAUUGGCCUUGCGACUAUGGGUUACCGUUUGAUGCGCGCCAUGGGUAACAACAUCACUCGAUUGACUCCAAGCCGUGGUUUCGCUGCUGAAUUGGGCGCUGCUUUGACCGUUCUUACUGCUUCUCAGUUGAGCUUGCCUGUCUCCACUACCCAUUGUAUGGUUGGUGCUACUGUUGGUGUUGGUCUUUGCAAUGGCAAUCUCCGUGCGGUCAACUGGAAGAUGCUUGCUCUUACCUUCUUUGGCUGGAUUUGCACAUUGCCGGUCGCUGGUCUCGUAUCUGGUCUUAUUUAUGCAUUCUGCGCCUAUGGCCCUUCCUUUGUUUACCUUCGUUAAAAAAUUAUACACUCAUUUCUGACAAUUUGAUCUGCUUUUUUUUUCUAUAUUUUCUCUUAAUAUUUAUUUUAUAUCUCAUGUGUACAUAUACGACUACUGCUGCAGGAAAAAACAG